Lipotes vexillifer (Yangtze River dolphin) is the source of this 1266-nucleotide messenger RNA. RefSeq lists its product as uncharacterized. The transcript is spliced from 5 exons. The coding region runs from base 1 to 1266 and encodes 421 amino acids. The record is from RefSeq and is a predicted model, not a curated record. NCBI's taxonomy places the organism in Eukaryota, Metazoa, Chordata, Mammalia, Artiodactyla, Lipotidae.
AUGGAUACCUUUUAUCUUGAGGAGAGCAUACCUAGGGAUUGUUUUGGGAUCCCAGGUGUACCUCCAGAGCCCCCUGAGGAAGCUGAAAUUUCUCCAUCCCAGCAGGAGGCCCAAGCUCAUCAUCCAGAGCUCAAUGAGGAGGCAGAGGCACAGGCUCAGCAUCCAGAGCCCACUGAAGAAGUAGAACCACUUCCAUUUCAUCAGGAGGCUCCAUCUCAGCCUUCAGAGGUCCCUGAGGUACUAGAAACUUCAAGUCCUCAGGAGGCCCUAGCCCAGCCUUUGGAGACACUUAAGGAGGUUGUAGUUCAACCAGUAGCACAUCAUAGGGUAAAUGAAACUCAGCAGUCAAACUUGUACAAUGUAACUGUUAAACCUCUGGAUCUUGCACUUACCAUAACUCCACAGGUCACUAAAGAGGUAGCAUGUCUACCUGGCGUUCAACGUUACAUUCAUUCAAACUUGCUCAGUGUUACACUUCAACCUCUGAAUUUGGAACUUACCAACACACCAGAGUCCACUACAGAAGCGGAGAUAGAACCUUCUGCAACCCUGCAGGAGCAACAAGCUCAGCCUCCAGAGCCUUCUUCAGGGGAGGUGGAACCUACUCCAACUCAACAAGAACAGCCAGCUCAACCUCCAGAGCAUCAUGAAAUGACAGUUUCACCUCCAAGUCACCCUCAGGCUCAGCAUCCAAAUUUAUCCAGUGUCGCUGUCAAACCUGCAGACGUGGAGCUUACCAUAACAAAAGAACCCACUCCAGAGGUGGGACCUUCUCCAAAUAAGCACAAGCCUUCAGCUCAGCCCUCAGUGCCUCUUAUUAAUGCAGAAUUUUCUACAACACAGCAUGAGGUCCCCAAGUUGCCUUCACAGCCACCUGAGGAGGUUGAACCUUUGUCAGUUCAACAGGAAGCUCCAGCCCAACCUCAAGAAGCCGUUCAGCAGGGAGCCCCAACUCAACCAACAUACCCCGAGGUGACAUAUUCAAAUCCAGAGAAAGUUCAGGCUCAGCAUCCAACCUUUACUGAGGUCACAAUUCAACCUUUGGACCUUAAACUGACCAUAAGGCCAGAACCCACUAAGGAGGAAGAACCUUCUCCAACCAUACAGGAGAACUUAACCCAGCCUCCAGAACCACCUAAGGAAGUUUUUUUAGCUCAGCCUCCAGUAUAUCAGAACCCAAUAGUUCCAACACCAGAUCAGGAUCACACUGAGCUUCCAACAUCACCCAGUGUCACAGUUCAACCUUUGGACAUGGAAUUACAUUAA